Messenger RNA from Plasmodium gallinaceum, 1272 nucleotides. RefSeq names its product transcription factor IIb, putative. The transcript is spliced from 4 exons. The record is from RefSeq and is a predicted model, not a curated record. The coding region runs from base 1 to 1272 and encodes 423 amino acids. Gene Ontology annotation, cellular component: ciliary basal body; motile cilium. Lineage: Eukaryota; Apicomplexa; Aconoidasida; Haemosporida; Plasmodiidae. Gene Ontology annotation, biological process: regulation of cilium beat frequency involved in ciliary motility; positive regulation of cell motility; cilium assembly.
AUGUAUAGAAAUAAAUAUCAGCCAAAAAUAUUAUCCCUUUUGCUAAGCGCAGGUUCUAAGCCAUUAGAGAUAUGGAAAACAAAAACAAAAAAGGGUUGCGUUAGAAAAGUAUUAGAUGAAGCAAUCAAAUUAAGUGCAAUUGAAAUUUUAUCAGAAAAUACUUCUGAUUCAUAUAUUUAUACAGCACCAUAUAAUUUUACCUCAUUAGGAAUUAGUUUACCUAUUAUUGUUCUUAUUGUUAAAAAUAUGAAUAGAUAUUUUUCCUUUAGAAUAAGUAUAUUAGAUGAUAGAAAAUGUAGAAGAACUUUUAGAAUUUCUAAUUUUCAGACUGUUACAAGAUUAUCAAAUAAAUGGUGUACUAUGCCAAUGGUUUUAAAUGAUGGAUGGAAUAUUAUACAAAUAAAUUUAAAAGAUUACACAGAAAAAGCAUUUAAAACAAAAUAUGUUGAAACAAUUGACAUACAAAUAAAUGCUAGCAUAAGAAUUAGAUGCAUAUACUUUUGUGAUAGAAUUUAUAAAAAUGAAGAACUGAAAGAUGAAUUUAAAAUAUGCUCAAAAAAAAAAGAAAAAAUAAAAUAUACUAUUCCACAAAAUUUAAAGAAACUAGAAAAGAAAACUACUAUUAAAAAUAUUAAAAAAGAAAAAAAUAUAAAAAAGGAAGAUAAUGCAACAAAUAAUGAAUUAGCAAAUAAUGAAGAAAAAGAAAAUACUGAAGACAAUGACAAUCUAAAUAUAAAAGGAAAUGAAGAGAAGAAUGAAAAAAUAGAAGAUAAUGAAGAAAAAAUAGAAUGUGAAGAAAAAAUAGAUAAUGAAGAAAAAAUAGAUAAUGAAGAAAAAAUAGAAAGUGAAGAAAAAAUAGAAGGUGAAGAAAAAAUAGAUAAUAAUGAAAAAAUAGAAAAUGAAGAAAAAAUAGAAAGUGAAGAAAAAAUAGAAAGUGAAGAAAAAAUAGAUAAUGAAGAAAAAAUAGAUAAUGAAGAAAAAAUAGAAAGUGAAGAAAUAAUAGAAAUUAAUGAAAAAAAUGAUAUAGACAAUUAUGAUGAUAAGAAUGAUGUAGAAGAAAAUUAUUUAGCUGAUAUCAUCAAUGAUAUAGAUGGUGAAGAUAAAGAAGAUGAUAAUGAAAAUAGAAAAUUAUUAAUUGAAAAUGCAUAUAAUGAAGAAGAAAAUGAAGCUGUUGUUAGUAAUUUAAGUGAGGUAAAAAACAUAGAAAUAGAUAUGAACAAUGUACUUUAUGAUGAUAUAAAUUAUGAAAAUUAUAAUAAUGAUGAUAAUUAG